GCCCUGGCUUCCUUCAGCUCAGUGACAAGCAGAAGGUGGAGUGGAACUCCAGGACGGUGUCCACGUUCCACGCACUUCUGGUGGGCUUGUUUUGUCUCCACAUCUUGUUCUUUGACGAUGCGGUCAAUGAAAACCCAGUCUGAGCUGAUGUCCCACCGUGAGGUAACAAGACCAGGCCAUGACCAAAGCCAACCAAUAGAAAGACGCCGAACUUUGUACUGAAGGCUGAAUGAUGCUAUGAUUGGACGGGGGGGAGGGGUUCAUAUGAAGGAAGAUUCUGUCCAAAGUCAUUGUCUUUAUGCAACAAAAAUGUGUAUUUUUGUAUCAAGCUGCAAAAUCUACAGUUUGACAUAGAAUAUGUUGGAAAGUUGUAUUUUUAUGAUUAUACAAGAAGAAAAAAUAACAGGUGAUUGUGACCAUGAUUUUAAGAAUAGAUUGUUGUAAAAAAAUGCUGACUCAUGAGAAAAGUUGUUUAAAGCUACCCCUUUUCCAGAUUGUAACAAUUUAUUUUUUCCAAGAAGCUGGGCUGUAAAAAAAUGUCACGGCCAAAUGUAGGCAUGGACAAGAGAGGGGGCCUCCCUCUAAAUCCAAUGACUGCCCCACCCCCAAAAUGUGACGGAAAAAUCUACAAUUAACUAAAGAAAAUGAAAGAUAAAAUAAUCCUGCAAAAACACAUUUUUUAAAAUGAAAACCCGAAUAAAGUAAGGAUGGAUGAGAAAUAUGUGAAGACAUAAAACAAACAAAAAAAAGAAAUGCCGCCUCAACAGGGCGCAAACCUCUCUCCUCCCUGUGCCUGUCCCAAGCCUGGGAAUGCAGAGUGAAAUCAGGAAGAGCACCUUAAAUAAAACUUAUAAGACAUAAAUAAGGAAAGAUGAACUGAUAUGAUAAUAGCAGGGUUUUCUAUUAAAUUUAAGGGACUUGAAAUGCAUAAACUCACUGACACAGACUUGCACCUCAUAGUGUCACUCACUAAACCCAGGCCUGCUUUAGCCAAAAAAAAAUAAGAAUUGUGGUCAUGAAAACACCAGAAUACUUGGCUAGGUACAACAAUGGACUUGUUACGCCAACAUUUAUGUGAAAUUAGGUUUUCAGUGUUGCACAAAAUUUCAGCAAAUGUUGCUAUUUCCUUUGCAGCUUCACUGAAAACUGCUAAUCUGGGCAGCAGCAUCAGCAGGAGCAAAAAUCCUAGCGUCUGUGCGAGAGAAGCACCUCAAUGAAAUCAGCUCAGCCAGUAUUUAUUAUUUACCUGCAUGAAAAAAAAAGAUGUGCAUUUGUUACAUAAGUUCCUAGAGGAUUGUGAAUCUACAGAGCCCCUAUAUACCCAGGAUUUAUUUUUAGAUGUUGUGGGCACAAGAAAAAAAUGCACCCACUUCCCUGCACAAUAAAUGCUUCAUUUGGAGCAUUUAUGGCAAUAUUGUAUUUCAUAAAACCCACUGAUUUUAUUGUUUUUUAUUUAUAUGUAUUUUAUUAAUUAAGGGAAUUUUUAAAUCAACUUACACUCAGAUUUCUAAAUAAAUUCUUACUUGCAGAUCAUUUAAUGUUUUUUUUUAUUUAGGACAAUCAACCAAAAGUUUCUGAAAGGCCUAAAAACAUUUUUUAGAUACACUUGUAUGUAUCUAAACAAUGACAAAAUUAGAAAUAUGUUUAGUAUGGGGUCAGUGACACACUUAAAACUUAAAUCUACAGCUUCGGGAUCUUUGGUGAGCAUGAAUUUUAAUAUAAAAGUCUGUACUUUUUGGGACCAAAUUAGAAAAUUUAAGUCAAUACUUAAUAGUACAUCUAUUUGUCAACUUUGGUUUAACAUGAAUGUAUAUUUUCAAUAGGGGAGAUCCUACACUGGUGAAGAUUAAUGUUGCAAUCACAACAGGCUACCUCAUAUCUGAUCUGCUGCUUAUAUUUUACUAUUGGAAGGCGAUAGGCGACAAGUUUUUUGUAAUUCAUCACCUGGCAGCAUUGUAUGCUUACUACUAUGUACUGGGCGUAGGAAUGUUGCCUUAUUUUGCUAACUUCCGCCUGCUUGCAGAGUUUUCUACACCAUGUGUGAACCAACGUUGGUUCUUUGAGGUACUAGGUUAUCCCAAGUCCUCCCGACCCAACAUGGUGAACGGGGUCGCCAUGGCAGUGGUUUUUUUCAUGGUCCGUGUCGCCGUCAUGCCCGUCUACUACGGCCGCAUGUACGCCGUCUACGGGACUGAGGCCUUCUACCUGGUACCCUGGGGAGGCCGCGUAGCCUGGAUCUGUUCCAGUAUCUGCUUGGACGUCAUGAACAUCAUGUGGAUGCAUAAGAUUGCGCGCGGCUGCUACAAGGUGUUGCGGUCGGCGCAACGGAGCAAAUCUGGAGCACCUCAGGAGAACGGGAAGACGGAUUAAGGGAACCAGGGUUGUGAAAAAACAACAAAAAAAAUGCCACAAAAUAGACUAAAAGUGAAAAUACUGUUCAGUGCAAUGUGAGUAGCAGUUUGGACAUCUUCAGAGUUUGGACUUCUGCUACAAUAGCAGCAAACCCAGGACUGCAAGUCCGAAUGUAUCGAGGAAAACCUUUUUUUUUUUUUUUUUUUUUUUUUUUUUGGGAAAACAAAGACAAUUGAGAUGAACUGAUGGACCAUUUGAAGUGGUCAUCCCUAAGCCAUGAUCCGACCUCUAAGCAAUACUUUCUGUGCAUGGCCAAUUUAAGCUCUCAUACACGGUUUGAAUAUACAAAAGAGGUCAUUCUGGGACAAAUGGACUUAGUCCAACAACUAAUUGUCAAAAAAGUUUACCGAUCUUUACAUACUUUGUAUUAAUACUGGUGACUAAAGGGUAAAGAUGAUGAAAAGUAACCUAAUGAAUUGAUUUAAAAACAAGGUUUUGAGGGAACCCUGAAGCAUAGAGUGAUUUCACAACAAUGGUAAGUGCCAUUAAAAGUUUGUCUAAAGAAAACAGAAAUAUAAAUACAUAAUAUUACCCUAUAUGGAGAAAGUCUGAAUUUUUAUAGCUCAUCUGCUGUUAUUCACCGUCAUUUAGCCAGUCAUUUUGUGGUUGCCUUUUGCACGAUUGCUUUUAAACAAAGAUGUUUAACAGGCGUCUGUGUUUUGUAUGAAAUUCUUUUUGGUUUCUCCUAUGGGUUGAGGUUUGUUUGGUUUAAACAAUUUAAUUGUUACCUAUUUUAAUUGAGACAUGGAUGUAAAAAGGCCCUUUUUGAAAUCAUGGAAGGAAGUUUGAUGUUCUUGGUUGCACUCUGAUGAGAAGAAAUUCAAGAUAUAAAUUAUUAAACAUUUAAGCUGCUGCAGUCUUAUAGAUCCUUUAAGUCAUGUUUUGUGCGUAGAAAACUAUUAAUUUACUUUUUUUUAAUUAUUAUUUCACUCAUGCAUGCAGAUGGGUUAAAUGAUUCUAGAAAUGCUUGUGUUGCACUGUAAAAUAUUUGAACCAUUUUUUUUUUUUUUUUGGCGAAAAUUAGUUUUGAGAUUUAAAUCAGCUUCUUGGUCUUGUUUCAUAGAAACUUAAAAUUUAUACAUGUAUUUAUGACAGCUUUUAGAUGUGAUUUGAUUGGCUGGAAAGAUUUGAGUUCCACUUAUGUUUAACACACGUCCCUUUUGAUUUAAUCUAUUUAAUGAAGGAGUUUGAUUUUAUUUUACUCAAUAGAAAACUAUAACAUUUAGGUUCUCAUCAUGUCAGUGAGAACCUUUUUUUUUGCAACAAUGAAUACAGAAACCUUCAAGUAUACAUUUUUAUCCAAUUAAAAAUCCAGCGAUAAUUUAGAAUUCAUACUUGAAUUUUUGUUGUUGAUGUUUUUUGGGUUUUUUGGGGCUGUUCAUUCAAAGCUUCUGUCAGAUGUGUCAAGACACAAAAUCAGGAAAACAGGGAUUGUUUUUAAAGUAUGCCUUGCUAUGCUCAGAGUUAGAUUUUGUUGCCUUCGUAGAACAACAUGAUUGCACAGUUAAUACUUUGUAACCAUCUCCUCACAUAACAGAACUUGUAUUUCCCCUCUGAUUUUGUUUGUCUUUUCAAAAUCUAAAACUUGUGUAAUGUGACUUUUUUUGUUUCUUUUUUUGAAGUAAGAAUGCUUUGUUUUGCCAGUGUUUUUUCAUAUGCUGGAUUUUCCUCUUUUCUUUUUCUGAUUUUGAAGCUUGUCAAAAUAUGACACGACUCCGUUCUGCUAGGCAUGUUUCAGCAAUGUGAACAAAGUUUGAUUAUUCCUGCAAAAUGCUUUUAUUUUUGUAUUUGACAUCCUAAAAAUUUCAUCUGUGAAAAAAAAAAAAAAUCGUGACAUCUGCCAAUUAUUUCACUGGGGUUAAAGCAAAAUCAUGCUACAGUUUCUUGAAAUCAGGCUCCAUCUGAUCCAUUCAGGGGCGGUCUCUGUUCCAGCUCACGCAUGGUCGACACGGUUGUCUUUAUGCACCUUCUGUAACUGCAUGUGGAAUUGCAUGGGGAUUGCACUGUAAGCAAAAUAACAUAUACACUUACGAGACCAAGUUUACUCUUUCUUUUGCUUUUUUUUCGAAGUACAUGUAUAUAAUGUUUAUUUAAACGUUAUUCUUGUACAUGACGUAACCCACAGAUGAUGAUGUGAUGAUAAAACAGAUGUAAUCUAAACAUCCAGCACAGAAAUAGUCAUUGAGGGAAUACUUGAAAAUGAAUCAGCACAGUUCAUAACAACAUGGGCGGUGCAAAUAAACAUCAAUCUUACAAGCGUCUUGCAUAAAUCGUGUUCUGUUGUCUGAAGUUUAUUCCAACAAGCUGACCUAAAACAAAUAUUAUUGAUUUGAUGAUGGAAAAACUGACUGUUUAUUGCUUUUUUUUACAUUUCUGCUUUUAAUCUUGUUUGAGAAGAGUGUAAAAGGAAAUGUAUUUAUGAAUAUAAUGAUGAAAAGAAAAUAUGUGAUGUUUGAAAUGUCAUUAUCUCUUGACAAUAGAUAGAAAACUGUGGAACAACAAAUUUAGAAUGAACAUUUAAAAUGAUACAUAAAAUAUUUCUUAAGAUUAGAUUUAUUUUUCACUUUUUAUGGAACGUUUGUGAUAUUUUAUGUCAACCAAAUCCUUGCAAUACUUGAGGUUAAAGUUUAUUGGUAACAUGU
Molecule: messenger RNA, 5054 nt
Organism: Oryzias melastigma (Indian medaka)
Lineage: Eukaryota; Metazoa; Chordata; Actinopteri; Beloniformes; Adrianichthyidae
Product: TLC domain-containing protein 4-B
Exons: 6
Coding region: 1807-2370 (187 amino acids)
Biological process (GO): lipid homeostasis
Cellular component (GO): endoplasmic reticulum; membrane
Source: RefSeq, a predicted model, not a curated record